Ylistrum balloti is the source of this 1920-nucleotide messenger RNA. Its product is annotated as polypeptide N-acetylgalactosaminyltransferase 5-like. Gene Ontology annotation, cellular component: Golgi apparatus. The transcript has 11 exons. Bases 1 to 1920 code for a protein of 639 amino acids. Lineage: Eukaryota; Metazoa; Mollusca; Bivalvia; Pectinida; Pectinidae. The record is from RefSeq and is a predicted model, not a curated record.
AUGCCACGAAUGCGUUUAAAGAAACACGUUAAAAAUCUAGGCGUGUUAUGUUUCUUUUUGUGGUGUGUGUGGUUUUUUAUUUAUCGUGAUUUUACAAACAAUGAUAAUACUCGGAAGACUGAAGUAGAACUGGAACAAUCGCAUCAACUCGGUGUAAUUAAACCUGACGGUCAAAAACAAACAGAAAACCUAAGGGAAGAUCCAUUAGAGCCACAACCCAGAAAUAAUGACGUGGCAAAUAAUGUGCUCAAAAAUAAAGAUCAAAAUGCUGGCCUUAACAAAAGGAAUGACAUGAAAGAGGAAGAUAAAGUCGUUGAAAAAAUACAAGAGGAUGUUCCGAAGAAAAAUCUCGUUAUAAACGGCGGAAAGGAUACCAAAGAUGAAGUUGUACCAUCUGGACCAGGUGAGUUAGGGGACGGUGUAAAUAUUGAUGAAAAGUCACUGACCCCCGAGGAAAAGAAAAAGUACAAAAAAGGAUGGAAAAACAAUGCCUUCAAUGAAUAUGUCAGUGAUAUGAUUUCAUUAGACAGGUCCUUGGAGGAUACACGAGAUCCAGAAUGUAAAACCAUGGUAUACAGUAAUUUGCCAGACGCGAGUGUCAUUGUGACAUUUCAUAACGAGGCUUGGUCUGUGUUACUAAGGAGUGUCCAUAGCAUUAUAAACCGUACCCCACCGGAACUACUGAAGGAGGUCAUCCUUGUAGAUGAUUUUUCGGACAUGCCACAUCUGCAUACCCCACUGGAAGAAUAUAUGAGUCGAUAUGAAAAGGUUAAAAUAGUGAGAGCCAGCAAAAGGGAAGGACUGAUCAGAACAAGACUUCUUGGCUACAACAGCGCCUCCGGAACUGUCCUUGUGUAUCUUGAUUCCCAUAUAGAAUGCUCGGAUGGUUGGAUUGAGCCACUGCUAGAUCCCAUCGCUCGUGACAAGACGACCUCAGUUACACCUAUAAUUGAUGUGAUUGAUUUCACAACAUUCCGCUUCAAAAUCGGUAAAGCAAAAGACGUACAGGUCGGAGGAUUUGACUGGUCACUCGUGUUUAACUGGCACAUCAUACCAGAGUCUGAAAGGGCGCGUCGUAAUUUUAAAGACUAUUUACCAGCAAGGUCUCCUACCAUGGCAGGGGGUCUGUUUGCGAUCAGUCGAGAAUAUUUCACUGAAAUUGGAACAUACGACGAAGGAAUGAAUAUUUGGGGAGCUGAAAAUUUGGAAAUAUCAUUCAGGAUAUGGAUGUGUGGAGGAACACUUCUUACCGCCCCAUGUUCCCAUGUCGGACAUAUAUUCCGGAAACGUUCCCCGUACACCUGGCCAGGAAAAAAUAUCCUGUUACGCAAUAACCUUCGUUUGGCUGAGGUGUGGCUCGAUGACUUCAAGACCUAUUACUACGACAGAUUAUCUGCAACAGCUAUAAAUGAAACAAAUUAUGGAGAUAUAUCGGAGAGGAAAGCUCUAAGAAAACGGCUGAAUUGCAAAAGUUUCUCAUGGUUUUUAAAAAAUGUGUUUCCAGAAAUAUACAUUCCAGGAAAUUCUUAUGCUUCCGGAGAGAUACGAAACAAGGCGAAACCUAUUUGUUUGGAUGGAGUAGACAAAGCUGAAGCUGGUGUUAUUCUAAAAGCGUAUCCCUGUCAUAAUCUGGGGGGAAACCAGUUCUGGCUUUACAUGAAGGACCGUUCGUUCAGACGGGAUGUUUUAUGUUUCGACUAUUUUACUCCAAAGAAAGAAAUACAUCUUAUUCCAUGUCAUGGAAUGCGUGGAAACCAAGAAUGGGAAUAUAGAGAAGACAAUACUAUAUACCACGUAAAUACCAAAAAGUGCAUCACGCUGGCAUUUGAUGGUAGUUCUGUGUUAAUGGAGGAAUGCAGGGGCACAGAAAAUCAGUUGUGGGCAAUGAAAAGAAAAUCAGCAAAGGGGCCAAUUAUUUAA